Messenger RNA from Geosmithia morbida, 282 nucleotides. Its product is annotated as guanine nucleotide-binding protein subunit gamma, other. Lineage: Eukaryota; Fungi; Ascomycota; Sordariomycetes; Hypocreales; Bionectriaceae. Gene Ontology annotation, biological process: G protein-coupled receptor signaling pathway. Bases 1 to 282 code for a protein of 93 amino acids. The record is from RefSeq and is a predicted model, not a curated record. Gene Ontology annotation, molecular function: G-protein beta-subunit binding. Gene Ontology annotation, cellular component: heterotrimeric G-protein complex. The transcript has 2 exons.
AUGCCUCAGUACACCUCCCGUGAGAUGGGCGACCCUUCGCAAGCCAGGCGCACCCGCCAGUCUAUGGCCGACCUCAAGCUCAGGCGUCUGACCGAGCUCAACAACCGUCUACGUGAGGAUCUCGAACGGGAGCGCAUUGCCGUCAGCACCGCAUCCAAGAGCAUCAUCGCCUACUGCAACGGAACCCGAGACUACAUGGUCCCCUCGGUGUGGGGUCUCGUCCCCAAGGGUGAGGACCCUUAUGCGCCACAGCAGUCAGGAGGUUGCUGCCUCGUCAUGUAA